AUAUUUAGUUCCUUCCCACCCCACGAACUCUCAUCGAAAUUAUUCUGGCGGUAGCCCUCAGGAUAAACCAACGACAAGUCUUGCGGAAUUCGGUCUGUUAUUUUAACAUUCCGUUCGCAGGUUUGAGAUUGAAAGCAUCUUUGUCGCGAUUUGAAGCGAGAAGAAAACUGGAAUUGAAGAGAAAACGGAGACAGCGGAAUCGAGAACGGGAUUCAUGAGUUCCUCAUCAAUAAUAACUCCAGAAGACGUGCUGCAGUCGCUGAUGAAUGAUGGUACUAUCGAUUCUCUCAGGUUGAAGAUCAUUAACCAGCUCAAAGCCAAUGAAGAGCUUAAGAAUACCACCAUUAAAAUGGUAGAACAGAGCAAAGUCCUUAAUACCCCUGGGGCAGAAAAGCAGACCAAAAGAGAGUUGUUUGAUUCUCUUCGACAGGAACUUGAAGCACCAGUGCUUGAGAAAGCCUCCAAAUCUGUUUGGGAAUUGAUUUUGGACAACAAUGGGUUGGGCAAAGAAAUAAACGACACAGUCGAAAAAGUAUUUUGUCGAUUGAGUGGCAGGGAACCUCCAUUGUUUCCUCCUCAAAAUGGGGAUAUGGCAUCAGUCAAAGAACCUGAGAAUGAGAAAGGCAAGGGAAAAGAGCCUGAAGAUGAUUACCUCAAGGAGAAAUCACACUCUGUCAGGAAAAGGAGUUUCAAUGAUAUGAAUGGCAGAGAGGAAAACAAUGUUGCAAAUGGAGCUGGUGAAAAUCUAGCUCUACCUGAAGAACUCAGUAGAUCACCUUAGUUGAGUUUGAAGACGUAUACCACAUCAGGAACCACCAUGCCAUGACGACGGGAUCUGACAGGUGUGGUUCAAGCUUUUCCCUCUUAAUCUGAUGAGCAUGGCCCGUGUGGCCAUGUCAAACACAAAUAGGAACAAAAUUUAUCACAUGCAUGCUGCACACGCAACCCAUGGGAGUCUGAAAAUUUGUUUGUGUUGACACAUAUGACCACUUCUAUGAUCUUUAAUGUUUCCCGUUAGUUUAUGGUUAGAAAUUAGGAUGCUUAGUCCUGAAAAACUAGUUCUUGUAAUCUAAUCUACCAAUGUCAUUACUGCGAAAAACAAUAUUAAUAUGUAUUGACGUUGUUCAGUAGAUUAUAUCUCUGGUUCAGUUUUCA
This is a messenger RNA of Momordica charantia (bitter melon), 1155 nucleotides long. Its product is annotated as antigenic heat-stable protein. NCBI's taxonomy places the organism in Eukaryota, Viridiplantae, Streptophyta, Magnoliopsida, Cucurbitales, Cucurbitaceae. The record is from RefSeq and is a predicted model, not a curated record.